CUGCUCGCGUUCGGGCAGCGCUCGACGCGUGCCAUCCUUCGCCGCGGCGAGUGGUGGCGGCUCGCGACGCCGAUGUUCUUGCACUCUAAUGUGGAACACCUCCUGUCGAACCUCUGUGCCCUCUACAACCACGGCUGUCAUGUGGAGGAAGGCCACGGAUGGUGGCGCACGCUGCUCGUGUACGUCCUGUCGGGCAUCGGCGGGAACUUCCUCGCGGCCUACAUGGAGGGGCCGGCCUCGAAUAUUGUAGCAGUGGGCGCGAGCGGCGCGAUUUGCGGUUUGGAGGCGGCGCGAGUCGUCGACGCCGUGCGGCACCUCGGCGCGCGGCCGGAGGAGGUCCUAAGGGACAUUGUCAUCCGGGAGGUCCUGAACAAGAGGUUGGGCAACAUCGACGUCCACGGGCACGUCGGUGGCUAUCUGACUGGUUUCGUCGCGGGCGCGGCCUUCGGAAGGCGCCUGGUCUUGGAGCGGGACGCGAAGGGCGGCCUGCGCGUCGUCGACCGGCCCCUCCUCGGGUUCUUGUUGUAG
Pelagomonas calceolata is the source of this 528-nucleotide messenger RNA. The record is from the annotation of a GenBank genome assembly. NCBI's taxonomy places the organism in Eukaryota, Pelagophyceae, Pelagomonadales, Pelagomonadaceae.